Messenger RNA from Canis lupus familiaris (dog), 2629 nucleotides. It is a transcript of the gene ATF1, whose product is annotated as activating transcription factor 1. Gene Ontology annotation, biological process: regulation of transcription by RNA polymerase II. Gene Ontology annotation, molecular function: DNA-binding transcription factor activity, RNA polymerase II-specific; RNA polymerase II cis-regulatory region sequence-specific DNA binding; protein binding. Bases 291 to 1223 code for a protein of 310 amino acids. Gene Ontology annotation, cellular component: ATF4-CREB1 transcription factor complex; nucleus. The transcript is spliced from 8 exons. The record is from RefSeq and is a predicted model, not a curated record. Lineage: Eukaryota; Metazoa; Chordata; Mammalia; Carnivora; Canidae.
CCUCACCCCCCACGCUCACUGACUCAGUGGUGCCCCCUCUCCUCCCCCGCCCCCGGCCUGGUGUAGAUCAUGCCGCCAGUGGCGGCCCUGACUGCCGAGGAAACGGUAGCCUAGGACAGUUGGCUGUUACGUGACACUGGUUCUCCCCGCGCCGCCUGACCCCUAAGACACAGGCACGUCCCCCGCCGCGUGAGGGGGUGGGGGAGUGGGCAGAGAACUCGGAUCCACCUGGGAGGGGGGAGUGGAAGUUCCCGCCCCGGACAGCGGCGAGGCGGCAGCCACAGUUGAUUAUGGAAGAUUCCCACAAGAGUAACACUUCAGAGGCAGCACCGCAACCUGGUUCAACAGUUCAGGGAGCUCAUAUUUCUCAUAUUGCUCAACAGAUGGCAUUAAGAGGAUCUGCGCCAGUGACAAUUAUACCUCUUCCUGGAGAGCAAGUACAGGUUCAGGGGGUCAUCCAGACAGCUCAGUCUUCUGUAAUUCACCCACCACACGUGCAAACGGUAUCAUCUUUAUCAGAAAGUGAGGAGUCUCAGGACUCAUCAGACAGCAUAGGCUCCUCACAGAAAGCCCACGGGAUUCUAGCACGGCGCCCAUCUUACAGAAAAAUUUUGAAAGAUCUAUCUUCUGAAGAUACACGGGGCAGAAAAGGAGACGGAGAAAACCCUGGCGUUUCUGCUGUCACUUCUAUGUCCGUUCCGACUCCCAUCUAUCAAACUAGCAGUGGACAGUACAUUGCCAUUGCCCCAAAUGGAGCCUUACAACUGGCCAGUCCAGGCACAGAUGGAGUACAGGGACUUCAAACAUUAACCAUGACAAAUUCAGGCAGUACUCAGCAAGGUACAACAAUUCUCCAGUAUGCACAGACCUCUGAUGGACAGCAAAUACUUGUGCCCAGCAACCAAGUGGUUGUACAAACUGCAUCAGGAGAUAUGCAGACUUAUCAGAUCCGUACCACACCUUCAGCUACUUCACUACCACAAACUGUGGUGAUGACUUCCCCUGUGACUCUAACAUCUCAGACAACUAAAACAGAUGACCCCCAACUGAAAAGAGAAAUAAGGUUGAUGAAAAACAGAGAAGCUGCUCGAGAAUGUCGCAGAAAGAAGAAAGAAUAUGUAAAAUGCCUGGAAAAUCGAGUUGCAGUCUUGGAAAAUCAAAACAAAACUCUAAUAGAAGAGUUAAAAACUUUGAAGGAUCUUUAUUCCCACAAAAGUGUUUGAUUAAGAAAGAAAUAUUUUUGCAGACUUGCCUAAAAUUAGAUGGAUUUUUUUUUCUAGUGGAGUUUUAUAAAUUAAAAGGUCAAAAAUGAAGCUUUUUAUUUAGGCUUUUGCAACUCAAAUAUCUUAUGCAAGAGAUCUGGUGACAGAAGAUAAAGUAGAAAAUGACCUCAAGGAAGUUACUGGCACAACUGGAAACACUGUACAAAUUAAACCUACGCAAGAAGCAGGAAAUGAAUUUGCACCAAUUUGAAUUUUCUAAAUAACAAGAAUCCAAAAAUGGCAGAUAAGAUGAAAUUUGGUAAAUUGAUUUUUAAAAUAAAUCAGUUUACCCUGUAGGUUUGCAUUUCUUACUGUUUCCUAAAAUUUACCUUUUUCAGUUGUGUAUGUGUGUGUGUGCGCGUGUACGGUUUUUUCUGCCGAUAAAUUCUAAAUUACAAAUAUAAAAGAAAAGCUAAUACCAUAACUAAAUAUAUAAAUUAUGUGUUCUGAUUAUGUAUACUUGUUCUAUUGUCAAAUCUUUUAAAUGGUUUUUUUAAAGUUUGUUUUUUGGACUUGAGAGGGGUUUUGAGACAUGGAGUCACUAUUUUUAGGCUUUGUCCUAAAAGGCAUAUAAGGUACAUGAAUGGAGUGUGGUGAUUUUGUAACAUUUUUUUAUCCGAAUGGAAAGAGAACUUCUGUUUAAAAGUUUGAUACUUUUAAAUAGCUUGUUUUUUGGUUACUCUGGGAAUGGAGAUUUUCUACGAAUAUAUAAUAAAUUGUUUUUUGAUUCUAUAUUCUGUAUGCAGUUCAAUAUACAUUACUUAUUCUGUUGUGCUUUAAUAGAAUGGAAUGUUUACAGGCCCUUGAGAUGAUAUUAGAGUAUUUUUUAAAAACCUUCUGAAGAUGCAUACCAAAGUUUUCCAAGAGGAUUUUAUAAUCAAUUUAAUGUAAGGUUUAUCAGAUUCUAAAAUAGUAUGGUUAUUAAGGCAAUUUUAUGUUAGAGUCUAUUUUGUAAUGUAGUGAAUGGUACAUUUCUAAGAAAAGUGACUGCCAAUAUAUUUUUAUAGCUAAUCUUUAUAAAUUCUAAAGUUGAGUUUUUAAUGAUUAUUUUAAAUGUUUAUAUAGUUUGUUUAGUAAAAAAAAAAUAUUUUGCAUCUCAAAGUAUCAUUUUUAUAUUAUGAGAAAGUUUCCAGAUUGGCUAAUAUUUGAAUUGCAAGUUUUGUAUACAGUUUAUCCAAAGCUCAAGAAUGCCCAUCAGUACACCAGUGUUUAACCUCUGUAUUCCAGUUUGUAUACACUUUGAAAUUGUACUGCAAAAUUAUUGUGCGCUUCUUACACAAUAUGUAUCAUAUUGUUGUCUGUGAAAUUAAAGGAUAUUUGAUAAAAUUAAGUUUGCUGAAUGUAAAAUAUAUCACUUGAUAUGUGGA